Heterostelium album PN500 is the source of this 1197-nucleotide messenger RNA. RefSeq lists its product as uncharacterized. Gene Ontology annotation, molecular function: protein binding. The transcript is spliced from 3 exons. The coding region runs from base 1 to 1197 and encodes 398 amino acids. The record is from RefSeq and is a predicted model, not a curated record. Lineage: Eukaryota; Evosea; Eumycetozoa; Acytosteliales; Acytosteliaceae.
AUGACAUUUGCUGCUUCGCAAGGCAAUAUCGAGUGUCUACAAUGGUUGCAUGCUAAUCGCACCGAGGAGUUUGCAGAGGAAACCAUUGCUUACGCGGCAAAGAACGGUCAUUUCGAAUGUGUAAAGUGGCUACAUGAGAAUCGAUCAGAAGCAGUUUCACAACAGGAAAUGGAGUACGCAGCAGAAAGCGGUCACUUUGCGAUCAUGAAGUGGUUGCACGAGAAUAGAAAUUCAGGAUUCUCAGUGAAUAUGUUAUACGGUGCAGUAGAGGGCAGCUAUGAGAUCUUCAAGUGGUUAUACGAGCAUACUAUCAAAGAAACCGAUGUCGACACUGUUUAUUUGGUAGACAUGGCAGCCGAGUAUCAAAAGUUGGAUAUUCUCAAGUUUCUAUUGCAUCAAAACAAUGGUGUUUACGGUGGUGAUGGAUACGAUCUACUGUUGAAAGCCAUACAGAAGGGUGACUUAAAGAUGCUGGAAUACUUGAAUGAAUGUAUACUCUUCUUACAGUUUGAUGAAGAUUUACUCGCGACUGCAGCAUCAAAAGGUUAUACCGACAUAGUUGAAUAUAUACUUAGGAACUCAACUGGUCUGGAGAUUAACGAUGCUAUUGCUAGCACCAUUAUCAAUAAUCAUUUAGAUACUUUAAAAUAUCUAUUUAAACAAAUCACAUCGAAUAACAGCGAGGCAGAUCGAAAUUAUAUGGAACUGGCGGUGCAACAUGAUAAUAUGGAUGUUUUACUCUGGUUGUAUGACAAUGCCUCUUCCGAAUAUGGAGAGAUUUCAUCUUCAUUUUUGAAUAUAGCAAUAAACAACGGGAAUGUUUCAUUGGUUAAAUGGAUCAUUGAUCAUAUCGAUGACAAGCAAAUGAAAUCUUUAAAAGAGAGCAAUGAAUUCAACAAUAUGAUUUCAAAUACACUGUUUCAGUAUAAUGAAUUCGAAAUCAUUCAAUUUAUUCUCGAAACAUUUAAAGAAACUGUAACAAAAAGUAAACUUGAAUCAUACAAACAAUUACUGGAAUCAAAAUACCCAAAUUCAAUAGAAUCUAUUGAAAUAAAAUUAAAAAUGUCUAAAUCAAUAUUUGUUUUUGAUAUUUUAUUGGCAAUUAUUGGAAAUUCUAUCUGCUUAGCAGAAGAAUAUUACCGCCAGAAAAAAUCAAGUGACUAUGCAGAUUCGAUUACUUUUGAAGUUCCAUCAUAA